Molecule: messenger RNA, 1260 nt
Organism: Racocetra fulgida
Lineage: Eukaryota; Fungi; Glomeromycota; Glomeromycetes; Diversisporales; Gigasporaceae
Source: the annotation of a GenBank genome assembly
GUUUUACUCAAUAUCAAACUAAUACAAGUUUAUUAAACACUUAUAAUAAUUCGAUUAUAGAAUUGUCUACAGGUGUUACUCAAAAUGAUGAGAAUCAAAUUGAUUGUAAUUCAUCUUUAGAAUGGACAGCUUGCUUUACUCAAGAUCAGACUAAUACAAGUUUACUAAAUAUUUAUAAUGCUCAACAUUGUGAGGAGCAAAUUAAUACUUUACAACAUGAUAUAAAAUCAGUUAAAAAGAAUGAACAUCCAGUUUCACUUGUCUCUAGGCGUAAAAGAAAAAUAAAUCCAAAAUGCAAGAAAUGUAAUUUAAGAAAACAUUACUACGAUAUAAAUCUCAAUCUAUGUAAGGAUUGUUAUGGGGCCUCAAUACGAAUUUUAAGUGGUAAUAAAUUAAUAGACGAUUUUAUCGAAUCAACGCAAACUUUUUAUAAAAACUGUAGAAAUAGAUCAAAAUUAGAAUUUAUUCCAUAUAAACAAUUUACUAAUAUCGAAUACCUUGCUAAAGGAGGGAUUAGUGUAAUAUAUAAAGCAAAAUGGGUUGAUGACCUACAUUAUUUUUUAAAUAAAAGUACUUUACCCUGGCUAGGAAAAUUACAACUAUUACAUAGAAUUUCAAUAGGACUUAAUUUAGUGCACAAAAAUAAAAUUAUUCAUCGUGAUCUUUAUAGUGGCAAUAUUCUUAUUAACUGCUAUUACGAUAAAUCAAUGAUUGCAGAUUUAGGAAUAAGCAAACCAAUAAAUGAAUUAUCAGAUAAGAAUGCAAUCUAUGGUGUUAUUCCGUAUGUUGCACCAAAGGUGUUAAAAGGAGGAAAGUUUACACAAGCUUCAGAUAUUUAUAGUUUUGGUAUGAUUAUUUGGGAGGUAAUAAGUGGCUGUAGGCCAUUUUCUGAUCGUAAACAUGAUGAAUAUCUUAUUCUGGAUAUUCUUAAUGAUUUAAUUGAAUUAAUGGAAACAUGUUGGCAUCAGGAUCUUGAAAAAAGAAAAUUCGCAAACCUAGAAAAAAGAAAACUUACAAUUCAAGAAAAAGCAAGUUUAGACUGGUAUAAACUAAAUGAAUUGAAAGCGGAAUUGAAAGUGGAACAGAGAAAUGAUGGUCUGGCUAAUGCGUUAAAUAAACUUAUUAAAAAAGCAGAUAAAGGUGAAAUAAAAUUUCCAGAAAAUAUAGAUACAAGUAUUUUGCCAACUAAAAUAAAUGAUCAAGCAAUUUACUCUAGUCGACCAUUAACUCAAUUGAUUAGUAAAGCAUUGACUUUACAAA